This is a messenger RNA of Bipolaris zeicola 26-R-13, 627 nucleotides long. RefSeq lists its product as uncharacterized. The transcript has a single exon. Bases 1 to 627 code for a protein of 208 amino acids. Gene Ontology annotation, molecular function: metal ion binding. NCBI's taxonomy places the organism in Eukaryota, Fungi, Ascomycota, Dothideomycetes, Pleosporales, Pleosporaceae. Gene Ontology annotation, biological process: protein histidyl modification to diphthamide. The record is from RefSeq and is a predicted model, not a curated record.
AUGGCCUACACAAAAGACUACUACCAUAUCCUGAGCCUCGACGCACCAGGCUGGCGCCAGCCCACAAACCAAGCCAACAAGACCACAGCAGCAGCAGCAGCAGACCUGCGACGAGCAUACAAAGUAGCGCUACUCGCAGCGCAUCCAGACAAGAAGAAACAAGAUGGCAUCCCUACCACUACGACUACAAAGACGAAGAAGCCUGUAUACACGGUCGACGACGUAAAAGAAGCAUACACGAUACUUGCGGAUCCCAAGACACGAGCCGAAUACGAUACUUGGUUCCUUCAUAAUCGGCAUACGCUGCCUUCUGAUUCUUCUGAUUCUUCGGUAUCCUCGAUGUGGGAGCAGGCACAGGCUACUAGUCAGGAUUUCAUACUCGGUCUUGAACUUGUUGAUUUGAGCGAUUUCGAGGAGGUCGAGCUGAGAACAACGACCAUGUCUACGAGUGAAGAGGAUGACGGGGUAGAGUGGACGAGGGGGUGUCGGUGUGGGGAUGAAAAAGGGUUUAGGAUUGUAGAAGAAGAAUUGGAGGAUGCGCAGCUGAGGGGGGAGAAUGAGGUGCUGGUGGGUUGUCGGGGUUGUAGUUUGUGGCUGAGGGUUGGGUUUGAGGUUGAGGAGGGGUGA